AUGUCGGAGGCCGGAUCAGUGCUAGAAAAGCCUCCAGCGCCGGCCUCCAAUCGGAUCUCUGUGAGCGGCGACGGUUUAGUUAAGAAGAUGAAAGAAAGAGAAAAAGGGCGAACUUAUGGAUCAUCAUGUCCCAUAUAUGAGAAUAUAUCUCCAUCUGAUUAUGAUAUGAAAUCUCAUUUAUGA
Arabis nemorensis is the source of this 183-nucleotide messenger RNA. The record is from the annotation of a GenBank genome assembly. NCBI's taxonomy places the organism in Eukaryota, Viridiplantae, Streptophyta, Magnoliopsida, Brassicales, Brassicaceae.